Molecule: messenger RNA, 1489 nt
Organism: Gadus chalcogrammus (walleye pollock)
Lineage: Eukaryota; Metazoa; Chordata; Actinopteri; Gadiformes; Gadidae
Exons: 6
Coding region: 185-1489 (434 amino acids)
Molecular function (GO): protein binding
Source: RefSeq, a predicted model, not a curated record
CCUCCUCGUGGUUCUCAGUUGGAGACACGUUAAACCACGCGAUGACGGCGGAGCAAGAGACUGCGUCGUAGCAGGGGAGGACGGCUGGUCUGAAGAACCGUGUAACAGACUGCACCACUGGAUCUGUGAGAAGGUCGUGGACCUGGAUCAUCUGGAGGCUGAGCGGAACAAAGAGGGUUCAGUGAUGCCCACGGAGGAGGAGGAGGAGGCCCCCAGCAUCACAGAGUUCCACUCCUCUACCCACGUGUUGCCCGUAGGCCAAACGGCCCGCUAUACCUGCCACGCCGGCGGCACGCCGGAGCCCACAGUAGAGUGGCUCUACAACGGCAGGCCCCUGGAGAGGGACGGCACAGACGACCAAUCAGAGGCCUGGGUGGAGAGGGGCUUCCUCUUCGUCAGAGGUGGGAGGUACGGCGUGAACACGGUCUGCUGCAUGGCGAGCAACAGCGCUGGCACGGCCAAUCACAGCGCUGAGCUGCUUGUCUUUGAUGCCUGUGACCUCACACUGGACCCCAACACGGCCAACAGACUCCUCUCUCUGUCUGAGGACAACAGGAAGGUGACGUGGGUUGGAAUGUACCAGUGGUAUCCGGAUCACCCAGAGAGAUUUGACUCCCAGUACCAGGUGUUGGGUAGAGAGGCUCUGACUGGCCGCUGUUAUUGGGAGGUAGAGUGUGAAGGACGGGUUGGUAUAGGAGUGACAUACAGAGGAAUCACAAGGAGAGGAGGGGGGGAUGACAGCUGGCUUGGAUGGAACAACAAGUCCUGGGGUCUUUAUUGUGGUGAUGUUGGUUACUCUGCCCUGUACAACGGUAUAGAUACAGCCCUCCCUCUCCGCCCCGCUGGCUCCACCAGAGUAGGAGUGUAUCUGGACCGGCCUGCUGGCUCUCUGUCCUUCUACAGAGUGUCCCCAGGUGGAGGAGGGUCCUCAGACACACUGACACACCUCCACACCUUCUGGUCCUCCUUCACCCAGGAGGACCUCCUCCCGGGGGUUAGGGUAGGGGGGGUCUGGCGGACCUCAGGGGGGAGAUAUCUCCAUCUAGAAGAUAACUUGGACCCUGCCUUGGAUAAAUCCGAUAAGCUGUGGAAGAUCUGCCGGUUCAUGGACCUCCUCUUGCAUCAGUUCCAGGCGCUCUAUGAGGUCACUGGGUUUGUGAGCGUGGAUGAGUCCAUGGUAAAAUACAAGGGACGCCUUGCCUUCCGGCAGUACCUCCCCAUGAAGCCGGUGAAGUGGGGGAUAAAGGUGUGGGUCAUGGCAGAGAGCAAUACAGGCUACGUCAGGGGUGUGCAAGCGUGUGGCACGGUGCGUGCCGGGAGGAAGGACCUCCCUAAAAACAAGGAGCUGACUAAAAAGGCUGGUCUAAACAAACACCAAUUCAAUGUGGCACAGCAGGAUGACCUCACCUUCUGCGUCUGGCAGGACACCAAAACGGUCAUGGUCCUGUCCAACAUCCAUGACCCGACAGCUAAUGGGAGCUUCUGCUGA